AUGGCAUUCCUGUCCGCAUUCGCAGUCCAUCGCAUGACAAGCCCAGCAGUUAUGAACCCCUGCCAGCCGGUGUGCCGGCCACCGACCGGCCUGCUGCGGCUGCGGCUGCGGCUGCGGCCACCGGCCCUAUCCCCGGCGCAUGGGCCCCGGUCCAACCGGCCCCACACCGCGCUCCUUCUACCAGCAGCCCUACCCACCUUCGCGGCAUCCGACCCGUGUGCGGCGCCGACGCAAGGCAUCGGCGCCGCCGGCGCUGCCGCAUGUGGCGGCGGCGGUUCAGCGCUGGGCAGCUCCGGAACCAGGUUGAUGACCCAGGUCAACAGCCGACUGGCCGCCCUCGGAGGUGCCGGUUGCGGCCGCAUUGGUCACAGCGGCGUGCUGUUGCUGAAGUGGGUCACAACGACCCAUGGGUCGAAGCGAAGGGGGGUGGUCGCUGGUGCCAGCCGUGUGCCGCAGCAGCCCGCCCUGGUGGUGGUGGAGUCGCCGACAAAGGCGAAGAAGAUCCAGGGCUUCCUGGGGGACAAGUACAAGGUUGUUGCCAGCUACGGUCACAUCCACGACCUGCCCAGCCGUGAGGGCUCCGUGCGGCCCGAUGAUGACUUCUCCCUGGACUGGCAGCUGGUGCCGGGUGCGGGCCCCCGGCUGGAGCAGAUCGCGGGGGCGGCCGCGGGUUGCCCCCUGCUGCUGCUGGCCACCGACCCGGACCGGGAGGGGGAGGCCAUAUCCUGGCACAUACAGCGGGAGCUGGAGCGGCGGAAGGUGCUGCACCGGUUUGGUUCCGUACAGCGGAUCACGUUCACGGAGAUCACCCGGAGCGCCCUCACCACCGCACUGGGGGCCGGCAGACCCGUCAGUCAGCCCCUGGUCGACGCCUAUCUGGCCCGGAGAGCUCUAGACUACCUGCUGGGGUUCCACCUGUCACCCGUGCUGUGGAGGAAGCUGCCGGGGGCCAAGUCGGCAGGCCGGGUGCAGUCUGUGGCCCUCCGGCUGGUGUGUGAGCGGGAGGCGGAGGUGGAGAGGUUCACUCCCACACCAUACUGGUCAAUAACGGCCAACCUAACAAUUAACCAGGAUAACCACCGCCAACCACCAUCACCCGCUUCCUUCAGCGCCCGGCUAACUCACGUGGACGGUCGGCGGUUGGGCCCUAUGGACAUCCGCAGUGGGGAGGUGGCCGGGCAGUUGGCGGAUAGAAUACGGUCCGGCCCCGUGGUGGUUUCCCGGGUCACACGGCGGCAGCUGCAGCGCCACCCCUCCCCGCCCUUCACCACCGCCAGCCUGCAACAGGAGGCCUCGCGUCGGCUGGGUUUCGGAGCGGCCAAGACCAUGCGGGUGGCGCAGCAGCUGUACGAGGGGGCAGGCACUGGCGAGGGCCUUAUCAGCUACAUGCGCACGGACGGAGUGCAAAUGUCGGAGGAAGCGGUCGGGAAGCUGCGUACGACAAUUGGUGUAUUGUACGGCGAUGAUUUCUUACCGCUUCAGCCAAGGCAGUACAAGAGUCGCGCCAAGAACGCGCAGGAGGCCCACGAGGCCAUCCGCCCCACCCACCCCGCCACCGUCACCCCCUCCUCCCUGCCGCCCUCCCUGGACGCCGACCAACGGGCGCUGUACGAACUCAUAUUCAGGAGGGCGAUGGCCUCGCAAAUGGCCAGUGCCGUGUACGACGUGGUGACGGUGGAGUUCUCCGCGGAUGGGGGUUCCCUCACCUUGCGCGCCUCGGGUAGCCUGUUGAGGCAAUCCGGCUUCUUGCGGGCCUACGCUGACUUGCCUGUUUCGGACACUGAGGAGGAGGGCCCCCAGUUGCAUGGAGAGCAGGAGGAGGAGGGGGGGGAGGGGGAGUCGACACUGGCCCGUGACGACGGUGGGGGCGCCGCGGUGCAGCAGCUGCUGGCGUUACAGGUGGACUGCCCGCUGCACACGCUGUCCAUUCUCCCCUGCGAGCACUCCACCCGCCCACCCCCCCGCUAUACGGAGGCCAGCCUGGUUCGCACACUGGAGGAAAAGGGCAUUGGGCGGCCCUCCACGUACGCCCCCAUAAUGACCCGGCUGCAGGACCGCGGCUACGUGACCCGCGAGGGGCGGUCCCUGGUACCCACCGGUCUGGGCCGGGUGCUGACGGCCUUCCUGGAGCACUACUUCCCCCGGUACGUGGACUACGACUUCACCUCCAUUUUGGAAGGGCAGCUGGAUGACGUGGCGGCGGGCCGAGCCGCCUGGAAAGCCGUACUCUCCGCCUUCUGGAGCCCCUUCAGCGCGGCAGUGGCCGCCAUGGGCAAGAUACGUACGGGAGAAGUUAGCAGUAGCAGCGGCAGUAGCAACGGCAGUAGCGGCGUCAUUGACGUCCAAGGGGCCGUCGUUAGUUCUCCAGCUGUUGCUCCUGCGGCCCCUGCGGCUGCUUUGCGUGCGGCGGCGGCGGCUGUCGUCGCCCCCGACCCCCGUCUGUGCCCCAAAUGUGGUCGCGGGCGCCUGGUCCUCAAGCCCUCCCGCUACGGGGGCUUCAUCGGCUGCUCGCUGUACGCGGACCCGGCGGUGGUGUGCGACUACAGCCGACCGAUGAUGCGGCUGGGGCCCAUCCCACACCGCCCCACCCCACCCGACCGCUCCCGGGAGGGCCGCAUCCCGGCGCCUCGGAAACACAUAGGGCCCCGGAUCGACUCAGCCGCCCUCCCUCCCGCCAUCAGCAGCAGCUCGGACGGUGAGGGCGAGGCGGUGGAGACGUCUCCCUCGGCGGCGCUGUCGUGCAAUGCGACGGAGCGGCUGCUUGGCAGCCAUCCCGAGACGAGGGAGCCGGUGUGGGUACGACUGGGGCCGUACGGGCUGUACGUACAGCUGGGCAACUCGGCUCCCAAGGCGCCCAAGAAGAAGGCGGCCGCCCCGAAAAGGAGGGGGCGAAAACCCAAAUCGGGAGUGAAGGCUGAGGGGGCUGGGGGGACGGUGGAGGAGGGCGGGGGCGAGAGCGGGGCGGCGGAGGUGGAGGUGGAGGUGGAGGUGGAGGUGGAGGUCAAGAAACCCAAGCGGGCGGCCAUUCCCAAGGCCAAGGGCCUCACCCUGCAUUCCGUGGACCUCCCCACGGCCCUGGCCCUGCUGGCGCUACCUCGCGAGCUGGGGCCGCACCCCCAGGACGGACUGCCGGUGGUGGCGAACACGGGCCCGUUUGGGCCCUAUGUGGCGCAUAACGGACUAUCAGCCAGUCUGGGCCGCCGUGCUGGGUCCGCGCUGGAGGUGGAUCUCGCGUCUGCCGUACAGCUGCUGGCAGCUAAGAGGGCUCGUCAGGCGGCGAGGGAGGCGCAGGGCCUACCAGCUUCUCGUGCGGGCAGGGGCAGGAGGAAGAGCGCCGCCACGACUACUACUUCCACCACCACCGACGCCACCACCACCACCACCACCACCACCGCCACAAGGACGACGACGACGAGUAGGAGGGGGAGGGGGCGGGGGACGGCGGCAGCGAAGGCCACCAAAGGAAGCAGGGCCACGGGUGCCGCAGUCGCAGCCACUCCCCCCGACUCGCCAGGCGGCUCCCGGACGACCCGAUCCAGAACCGGCUACACGGUCUUCCUGCAGCAGCGGUGGCAGCACAUCAAGGAGGCGGAGGGCGGCCAGGUGCCGUACAGGGAGGCAGUUAGCCAGAUUGCGGCCGAGUGGCGGGCGCUGGGCGAGGAGGGCCAGCGCCGCUUUGGCGCAAUGGCGGUCGAGCCGUCGCCGUCGCCGUCGCGGACAGCGUCGACAGCGUCGCCGGCGGCGGCGGCGGCGGCGGCUGCCCCGCAACCUCCGCGCCCCAGCAGCGGCAACCCGUACCUCCGGUUCGCCGCCCAGCGGCGUCCUGAGCUCCGUGCCGCCCACCCUGGAGCGAGUCUGGGGGAGAUCUCCCGGCUGUUGGGGGCGGAGUGGGCGGUACUUGGUGAGGCGGAGAAAAACGCAUAUCGCUGA
Molecule: messenger RNA, 3930 nt
Organism: Volvox carteri f. nagariensis
Lineage: Eukaryota; Viridiplantae; Chlorophyta; Chlorophyceae; Chlamydomonadales; Volvocaceae
Exons: 19
Coding region: 1-3930 (1309 amino acids)
Biological process (GO): DNA topological change
Molecular function (GO): DNA topoisomerase type I (single strand cut, ATP-independent) activity; DNA binding
Source: RefSeq, a predicted model, not a curated record